GACAACGGUCGAGUUUGCAAGAAGUGUGGGCACCAAGUCCGCCUCCACAGGGCCAGGUCCAAGUCCCCCAAGAGUGUUUCCUUCGAUAUCGGCAAGAAUCAGUUGCUCAAACCAGGGAAGUCUAUUCUGAAAGGAUCUGUCGCACAGGCCACGACGAAGGCUCCAUCGGUGAGGGAGCUCCUGGUCAACGCCAUCGCUGCCGCUACGGACCCGAAGUUGCGCGACACCCUGCAGGCGGAGCUGUCCAAGCUCGAGGGUGAGCAGCAGGAGCCCGUCUGGGAAGAAUCUGCAGCGGAAGCAGUACGUCGCGCCGAUUCAGCAUGGAGGGAUGCAGAACACAAGCGCAAUCAGUCGGUGAAGUCAGUCAUGAGGCUCAGGCAACAGCUCACCGCCGCCGAGGACAAAGAGAUGGCAGCGGCCACUGCCCUCGCAGAGGCCACGCUGAGCAAGCAAGCUGCUGCCAAACGUCUCGCUCAAGCCGACGGCGUGGCCGAGGCCGGGUUAAUCAAUUUGUCAUGGGAUGCCACUAUCUUUGAUAACUUGGAAGAUUUUGAUAAGAGCAGGAUGAAGAAGAAGAGGAAGUCCGACACCCCGAGUGGCGCCGAGAAGGAGGAGAAGAAGGAGGCCAAGGAGGUCUGCGCUGCGGCUGUCAAAGCCGAGGCCGAGCGCCUAUCCCGAGCCAAGUUCGUCGCAGCCGAGGCCAUGGGCAAGGGGGAGUCGGCCAAG
This is a messenger RNA of Prorocentrum cordatum, 726 nucleotides long. NCBI's taxonomy places the organism in Eukaryota, Dinophyceae, Prorocentrales, Prorocentraceae. The record is from the annotation of a GenBank genome assembly.